Messenger RNA from Lethenteron reissneri (Far Eastern brook lamprey), 10517 nucleotides. RefSeq names its product heparan sulfate glucosamine 3-O-sulfotransferase 1-like. Gene Ontology annotation, molecular function: [heparan sulfate]-glucosamine 3-sulfotransferase activity. The record is from RefSeq and is a predicted model, not a curated record. Lineage: Eukaryota; Metazoa; Chordata; Hyperoartia; Petromyzontiformes; Petromyzontidae.
GAGUGGUGGUGAGUGUGCAUUGGUGUUGAUGAUUGUCGGAGUGAGUGGCUGACAUAGGUGCUGAUAGUAGUGGGUGAGCGUGUGAUAUAAUUGGGUGGAGGUGAUGAUGAUGUUAUGGUGAAAUCACGAGUGUGUGGUGGUGGACAGUGCGCAGGAGUGAUAGGAGUGGGUACGUGUGGUAUUGGUGGUGGUGAUGGUGAGACAAAGGCGGCCGGGCACGUGUUCCCGGCCACCCACCCCACGUGUGCCAUGCCGUCCUUCAUCGGUGCUCGCGAACAGCACUUCCCCCCAAGUCUGUUAAAUCCGCAUGUAGAGGACCUUCGUCUCUGAGUUUGUGGGAGGUGACGGCUGCCGGCGGUGGCAAGAGAGGAAGUAGUGGAGGUGGAAGGGGAGGAGAAGUAAGAAGAGCCAUUCUACCUCGCGCGGAGCUCACAUCGGGGCGCGGCUCUUCCCAUCCUCCCAUCCCCCACAAAGACACGCGCAUCGCGGACCCUACGCGUGCGCUCCUCACAAUCAUCCCCUCCUGCUCCCCCUCCCCGUCUCCCCCACGCCCUCCACCAGCACCACGUCCCCCUGCUCCCUCUCCAUCAGACUCCUCCUGCACGAGCGCCAUUGGUCGCUAGCUCCUUGGCGCUUCCACGCGUUCGGCGGAGCGGCGUGGGGCGCGCGCGCGAGUCGAGACCGCGCCUGUCACGCGCGUCCCUCUCCGCGCUCUCUCUCUCUCCGCGCUCUCCCCCAGCCUCACUCACUGACACUCACAUACACACAGAGCUCUCUCGCUCUCUAUCUCUCUUGCUCUUACACAUGCGCGCGCGCACAUCUCUCUCGCUGAGACUCACACGCGCACAUGCACAGAGCUCUAUUUUGCUCGCACACACACAUGCACCCGACUCGCUCUCUGGCUCUCUGUCUCUCUCUCGGUGCACGAGGCGUGAAGAUUUAUUCAUCGCGAGUCUGCGACUGAACGAGAAGCAAAGCGACUCUGGGAACCAGGCGCAUUGGUCGCCCCAGAUUCGCGGCGCCCGCGGUGUUGUUGCGUACGCGUGGUGGCAGAUGCUGGGAGAGACAAGCAGCCGAGGUGGCUCAGAGGUCAGAGGCACCGAGCCAGCACCGACGACAAACCUGGGUUCGAAUCCGGCUUUUCGAACACCUGUACUCGUACACUCGUGGGACGAUCCCGGACUCCAAGAACGAACUGCCCACCGAGCAGCCGUCGUCACGUUGAGCCACGCUUGCGUCACGGAGCAGGAAGGGAUGAGGUGACCGCAUCUUUGCCUCCUUCAGGCUCAUCAGCACCGUGAGGCCGUGGGCCGCUAGCGACGGGGAGCAGCCUCCACCAUGCGCCUGGAGACAUCAAUCUCAGACUCCGUCGACCACUGGACCCUUCAGGACCAAUGCGUCCCAGCCGCGUUCGCUUGAGCAAGGAAAUCCCUGCACCGGCAUCGACUUCGCCGAGCCUCAUCAGCAGGGCGCGGCCCGCGAGACGAAUCGCCCGCGCGUGACGGCGAUUCCGAGAUGACGCCUCCGCCAUCCCCGCUGCUGCUGCUGCCCGUGCUGCUGCCCUUCCUGUCACUGUGGCUGCCCGCGUCCGCGCCCGCCUGCUCCCCCGACUGCCCCGGCGGCUCUGCCCCAACGCUGUCGGCGCAGCGGCCCUCGUUAUCGUCCACAUCGUCGUCGUCGACGGCAUCGUCGUCAUCGCCGGCGGCACAAGUAGCAGUCGGCUCGACAGGAGAGCAGCAGCAUCAGCUCCUCGACGAUCUCCAAUAUUUCCAGCACCACCACCACGACGACGACCGCUACCGCCAGCGCGAUGAGACCUCAGCGGACACGGGGCUGGCUCAGCAGCAACAGCAACAGGAUUCGGCUGCGAUCAAGCCGCGUCGCGGCCACGGCAAGGGCUCGCGCAGAAGGAGGAAACGUCUGGAAGACGACCCGAGCCUCAGCCGCCGCCUGCCGCAAACCAUCAUCAUCGGCGUCCGCAAGGGCGGGACGCGCGCGCUGCUCGAGAUGCUGAGCCUCAACCCGGCGGUCGUGACGGCGGAGACGGAGCUCCACUUCUUCAACCGCGACGAGAACUUCGCCCGCGGCCUCGAGUGGUACCGCCAGCAGAUGCCGCCCUCGCGGCCCGACCAGGUCACCGUGGAGAAGACGCCCGCCUACUUCACCGCGCCGCAGGUGGCGGCGCGCAUGGCGGGCUACCACGCGCCGUCCGGGGGGAACGUCUCCGCCCUGCGCCUCCUGCUCAUCCUGCGCGACCCCGUCGAGCGAAUCCUCUCCGACUACACGCAGGUUUUCUACAAUCGCGCCGAGCGGGGGCGCGAGUGCCCCCCACUCCGGGACUUCCUGCUGAGCCGCAGCACGGGGCGGCUGCGGCCCGACUACAAGGCGGUGAACCGCAGCCUCUACGCAGACCACAUGGAGAACUGGCUGCGCCACUUCCCGCGCGAGCGCCUGCACGUGGUGGACGGCGACCGGCUGAUCCGCGAGCCGCUCGCCGAGCUGGGCCGCGUCGAGCGCUUCCUGGGCCUCGAGCCGCGCAUCUCGGCUGGCAACUUCUACUUCAACGCGACGCGCGGCUUCUUCUGCCUGCGCGACGCGCGCCGCCGCCGCUGCCUCGACGACUCCAAGGGGCGGCCGCACCCCCGCGUCGACGGCGCCCUCCUCGAGCGACUGCGCCGAUUCUUCCGCGAGCCAAACCGCCGCCUCUUCCGCCUGCUCGGGCGCACCUUCGACUGGCCCUGAGCCCCUCCCCCCCCCGCACUCCCUUACCCCGGCCGCCGCCCCCAUCCCUGUCCCGCAGCGCCCCCCCAAGAAGGAUCGGUGGCGACCGUUCGCCCGACCGCUCGCUCGCUCGCUCGCUCGCCCGCCCCCCCUCCCGUCCGCACGGGAACGGGACGACGAUCGGCGUGUGAGAGGGAACUGCCGAGCGGUGCGGAUGUUUUGCCCGCGGGUGAAACUGGUUGGGCGGGAAGCGAGGACACCGUCGGGUUGGUUAUCCAGAAUGGAACUUUUGUUGGCGGAAGGGAAACCAUCGUUGCUCAGUUAAGACGCCAGCCCGGCCCCCCCACCAGCCCCCUUACCCCCAUUGCCGAAUCCUGGAUCGGUGCCAGAAACCAGCGGAACGUUCGCUCACCGCCGCUGAGCAUGCGGCUGUGAUGGUCGUGAUGGUCGUGAUGGGCGUGAAGGCCGUGACGGCGGCCGGUGUUAAUUUCAGCGGCCGCCCCGGAGCGGCGUUCUAUCCCCCAGAGCGGCACUCUCUCGACACCAGCUUACUUAUUUUUCUUUACACGAACAGAACAACAUUUUCAUCGGUAGAGUUUUAGUGGAGGCCACUGCCUUGUUAAUCGUCCACGUCACUUACCCCCCGGCACCGCGAUGAAGACAGGAGCCGGAGAGAAUCGAAACAAAAAAAAGAUCUUCUCCGCGUGGACUUUGAGUGGUGGGCGGACGGUGUUGUUGUCUUUAUAUAUAAGUGACAAACGCGAUCGAUCGACGGGCCACGCCUCUCCCGGCUUCUCCUGGAGUCUGUGGGCCACCGCGCCUGAGGGCACGCCCAGCGCUCCUGCUCGAUCGCUCGCUUCUUGUGAGCGUCACAGAACAGCAAUAAACUAAGCGAGCCCAUUCAAACGGAGGGAGUGAAAAAUAAACAUAUGAAUAACGGGAUACGUUUAAUAAACAAGAUAAUUAAUUCGUCGAUAGAGGGACGGGGCCCCCAGGUAGUAAAAUGGGUUGCGGAAGAGAGAUGAAAAGCCAGUGAAAUGCGGCGCGCGAUGGAAGCGCCGUGGCCUUAUUGAGUGAGAGCAAUAAGAGCGUGCGGUGCGGGACAAUUCUCAAAGUGUCACCACAGCGCCCAGCGUCGCCAACCUUAACACCCCCCCCCCAACCCACCCCACAAGCAACUCUCACGUGAAAUGAUAAAAUUGGUUUUGCCUUACGCGCCCGCGCUACCGGCGGCGCAGGAAGGUUAAGCCGGUGAGAUAAUGAAUGGAGUGAUGAUUUUGCCUGCGAGAUGUUCUCUGGUGGCAGAUCGGAGAGGGGACAGGGGGACUUGUGGCGAUGGGAAGAGCCGCUACCUCCCCCCUCCCCCUUUCCACGGGAGUGCGAGGGGGGCGUCUCUCUUCUGUUGUGAGAGGACGGGUUCGCCCGAUGAACUCAGGGGGACACUUUUGAGCAAUAUUCCUCCUCCUCUCCUCUUCCUCCCUUGUCUUCUUUGCGCAGCUUUCCUUGAUUGUUCGGGAAAAGUGGGGGGGGGGAGGUCGUACGUAUGGGUGUGUUGGCAGUGUGGAUACUCUGAGGGGGCAGCCUGACUUGCCAGGCUGAGUGACGGAUGGGUGGUUAACUUGCUGGCCGGUGGGUGCCUGGCAGAGAGGACGGCUGGCUGGCUGAGUGGUUGUCUGGCUGGGUGGCUGACUGGCUGGGUAUCUGGUUGGAUGUUUGGCUGGGUGGCUAUCUGGCUAGGCAGCUGGCUUUAUGUCUGGCUGGUAGAAUGACUAGCUGCCUGCCUGCCUGCCUGGAUGGUUGGCUGGGCUGCACAGUUCCAGUCCGUAGCAGUGGCGAUGUUCGUUCAACACCGUCCCCAGCUCCUCCGUGCGAAUUCAACUUUCCUAGGAGCAGAUUCUCCCGCAAUCCCCCUCCACCCCCGUCUACCCACCCACCAUGGUGAAUAAUGCAUCACCGUCCAUGCAGCGAGACCCUCAUUAGAUGGGAGCCUUGUUGGAGGUGGGGGGAGGGGAGCUGCGAGAAGGAGCCACACUCCCCUCCGAGAUUUUUGGUUAAGUAGCUGGCGGGCGCAUUAAAAAAUUAUGCAAGCAAACAAAUUACACUGACUCCACAAUUGACUCGAGCAGGCUAAUAGAUCUCGGAGGUUAGCCGGCCGAAUGUACGGUGGGUUUUUUUUCUUUCUCUCUCUCUCCCCUCCCCAUGAAAUACGUGACAUUUCGUUUUAAUGAAAUUUUUAAGUCAAAUGCGCGCUAUUUUUUUAAAUGCUUAGCUCGAAAUUGAUGUAGCGGGUAUUCUUAAAUUCCGACAUGCCUGGAAGAAAAAAACCUCUGCGUAAAUUGCCACAAAGGAGAGGGGGGGCGGAGGGUGUGGGGGGUGGGGGGUUGAUGUGGGGGGGUGGGGGGCAUGGUGGUGGGGGCCCGGCCGGCGGGCGGGGGGGGGAGAUUCUGCCAAGGAGAGAGAAGCGCCCGUUAAUCAUUCCAGCAAACCGCGGACUGGCGUCUCGUGAGCGAGCGAGCGCCUUUGUCGCGCGCGUGGUUUUCUUGAGAACGAGGAGGAGGAGGAGCAGGAGGAGCGCUUUAGCGCUCGUGACGGUGCCAGGUUGUCUGUUUGCCGACCUCCCAACGCCCGAGUCACGCCGAGAUGGCAGCUGGAUUUCUAGGGGCGUCGGCGGCGGCGGGCACGUUGAAUCGGCAAACAAAAAUCGACGGUUUGGCGAUUUUUGUUUUCCCCCUUCGGGCUACUUUAGCGGAAAACGCCGCGGCACCGACAUCCGAGUUAGGCUCCCCGGUCCGGCUCGAACGCCGCGCGCCCAACGAUCCACCACGUGGCUCGUCGUGAAGAGAGCACCAAGAGACACAUCGCAGUGCAGUGCAUUAUUCACAAUGCAGUAAUCAUAGUGAUUCAGCGAGUAAUAACGAGUCAUUCUGUACCAUUGUGUGCGCGCGUGUAAACAUGUACGUGUGCAUCUUUCUCAGUCUCUCUUUCACAGGUGUUCGCUAACAGCACUUGUCCCAAAAGCCUGUUAAGGCUAUAAGUGGGAUCUUUGUCUUUGUGUGUCUCUGUGGGGAGGAGUGGCGGAGUGGUUAGCGCAACUUUCGCAAUCUGCGCCUGGCCCCCUGAGUGUAAAUUCCCGGCCAUGGCUAACGUCAGGGGCGAUUGAUAUCAGAACUCGGCCACUCUGAGGUCGAUUCGGCAUUAAAUGAGUGUCGCGUCGUGACAUCGUUGUUAUUUUGUACUCGGUGAACCUCCCUCGCUAACCCUCGCUCCUUAACGCCUUGCAUCGCCGACACUGACACUGCCGAGUCUCAUGAGAAACCCCACAACUCGCGAUGGACAUUACCGAUGUCACCGAAAUUCCGCUUCUCAGCUCGUCUUCUUCUUCUUAAAAAAAAAUACUCUAAUAAAUAUGGGUCCAAUUCAUCGCGAGGCAUUUGAACAAAGUGCAAUGCCACGCUGGACGAUGCUUCACGCACACGUUUCCCCUCGCUGCAUGCAUAUGCGGCUGGCCGAUCUCUACUCAAAAUUCGUGACAUUGCGCGGUUUGAAUUCAACUCGGGUAGGCAGCUGGUCCCUCGUGCGGUUUCACUUUAUGCGCCCACUUUUUUGGAACAAAUCUACUUCUACCACCACUACUAGUACUACUACCAGUACUAGGACCGCGUAACCUAAUGAGGGAAACCAGUCAUCUCCAGUGAAUCGUCGGUUAUAAAAGUGUAAAAAUGUCACCCGCGUUUCAACAUUCCUCCGCGAUAAACCCAAUCAAUUGGCAUAUUUGCCCUCGUGAAAAUAUUCUCAGUCGGUUGGGGGAGGUGUAUGUAUGUAUGUUGAACUUCUUUCGCACCGUAAGUAGCCAACCAUGCUAAUCGGAGGUGCGGGGGAAGAUUACAUUGAACACACAAAGCAGUUCGAAAGAAGUGAGUUUUAAACGUAGAUUUAAAAGUGCAUAGCUCCAGCGGAUUCCUGAUAUCGGAAGAGCGUUCCAGACGGCAGCAGAAGCAGCGCGUCUCAAAGCGCCGUGCGAUGCGGUGACCGACGUUUUUGUUCGAUGGCCGAGCCAGAAGCUGCUGCUGCCGCUGCUCCUGCUCCUGCUGCUGCUGCUGCUGCUGCGAGAGUGGCCGCGGUUUGCGUGACAGUUCGUGAGAAAACAGCUGGACGUCGAUAUUUAUACCUCGACGGUCCAACCCGAGAGGAGCUCGUUGUGAACCAAAGUGGCGUGCGGGUCCAUCGACCUGAGGGGCUUUGGGGAUGAGUGUUCUCCCAGCAGUGCCGCCUUAACCCUCUCAUGCAUGAAUUACGAUUCGAAGCAAACCCCGAUUAGUUUUUUUGGGAGUUUAAAGUUAAUUUAUGAUUCAAAGGGAUUUCCCCGCCCCUCCCCCGCCCUCCAACAGACAUGUGUUGAAAACCAUUAAUGAUAAUAAUGAUAACGAUGUCAACUUGUAGCGCGCCGCGCAGGGCUCACUCACGCUCGAAUGCAGACAACGAUUUGGAAGGCGCGUGGAGCAACCGCGGACACGCGGUGAGCCGGCGCCAACAAUCCGCCCAAGCUCUGCGGUCCCUGAUGCGUAAAGAUGAUUGCAAGCCUAUCAUACUGCGCGUGUACGCGUGGGGGAGGAGCCCGGAGCAUCCGGAGAAAACAAAACCCACCACACGUGCGCCUGGGACAGGUGGGGUCCUUGUAUUUGCUGCGCGGCCUUCAACUGGCGAGACGCAAUAUGGCAACUCAAUUGCAAAGCGGUCACAUAAAUCAAAGCCGGUCCACCACAGAGGACGUGGUGCAUGAGAGGGUCAAGUAUAUAGAGAUAUACAGAGAUAUACAAAAACUUUGAAGCAGUUUUAAAAUGCCCCAAAAAUGGCACUUUCCUUAAAUAUCGUCUCGGGUGUGUGUAGCUUUUUAUUUCGUUGUUCUAACUCUUGUCGCCGAGGAUGUGUUGUUAUACGGACACGUUUUUUUUGUAUUAGAAUAUUUCACCUGGAUAUUCCCUUGCAGAUGGAUCGUCUCGAUUGCAAGGGUUUCCAGGACAGCAGUUGGCACACGCAUAGCAAACGCGUAAUGCGCACGCAACACGCUCACGCACAUACAAGACAAAGAACCCCCGUAUAGCCUGAACGGAAUGUUGGGGCAAGUGCUGUUAGCGAAGGCCGGCAGGGCAAAUGAGUGGGUUGGUGGCCAGCACAACGCCCGGCUGCCUUUGUCUCCCGCGUGGCGAUGUUUACUACACACCGCACCACCCGGUGUUUAUUUUGAGGCUGAAUCGACCUAGGGGAGGCUCAGGACCGGCUUCGGUAAUCGUCACUGGUGUUGUCCGUGAGCGGGAGUCAAACUCAGGUCGCCUGAGUGCAGUGCGCCGACUGCUACACUACCGCUCCCCACGCGCGCAUACAUCGCAAGACACGUGUUGUUGUUCAUAUCUCAAUGAGGAGAAGUUGAUUGUCGUAAAAUGUAAUUGUACAGCGAACGCCAGGAUAUGACCCUGAUCGAUUAAUUCAUUUUUCCUAUAUUAUUGGCAUUUGCUUUUUAUACAUGACGCGUGUAUAUAGUAGUGUACGAUGUGUACAUAGCCGUACAUACACGUGUACAGUUUAAAAUAAUAAUUGCUCUCGUUUGUUUUUCGGGGAUCCGUGCCACGUAUCCGCAUCUUCUGUGCUGCUCAUGAUUUGUUUUUAUAUGCAAAGAAGUUAUGUUUGAUGUUCACACUUAUAUUUUGCUCGUAAUAAUAUUGUUGUUAUUUGAAUGUCCACCCCUAUGCAUGCAUUUCUCUGCGAAGUAAACUGCCCUCGUCGACAGCUCCGGUCCACAAACCCUUGGCGUGACACACAGACACUCGGUGGCUAAACAUCCCAAUGUAUCAGGACUCUCCCGAAAGUCUUGAGUCCAAGUGAGGCUUUCCUGGGCAAUGAUCGGCAUUGUUUGUCAUCGAGGGCUUCCUCCUCCCUUGUUGUCCACACGGAUCCCAUGUCCCUCUUCAAAAGUCCAGGCUCAUUACCCCCCCCCCUGCCCACCAUCCAGUUCCGGAUUCUCCUCUUCACCAAAAACUCCCCUCUGCCCACCUCCUGUGAAAACAGACGCCGCUCCGUGUCGCUUAAUUCUGCUCGCUCCUUCCGUCUCGCUUCUCUCUCUCUCUGUCCUUCCCUCUCAUCAUCGCCAUCAUCACCUUCUUCAUCCGUGACAUCGCGUCCACCCGGUCAUUCCUUCUCCUCCUCCCCUUCCUGCACCGCCGCUCCUAUUCUCUCUCUCCCUGCUGCUCCUCGUCAUGAGCCGUGGCCUCCUCUUUGUCCGUCUUGGAGAAAUCCACCCCCGGCAUCUUCCAUUCCUCCCACCCUCUUGUCUCACCUCGCCAGGCAAUGCUACAUCCUCGACUCUACUUCCCCUGCCUGCGGUGGUGCCGUUCACGGCUUACAACGUUUGAGAUCCGACGGAUGUUCAUUGAUGCCUCGAUGCGUCGCUACGAUCAGCGCGCGUGUUGCGAACGUGACGGCCGCUGCCUGUUUGGACACGAGGUUGGGUGAUGCGUCGAAGGCUCGUAUCUACCCACCCGGAGUGGCUCCCGCGAGGUCGAUGCUUCGUUCAUGAUUUAUUUUUUUAAAAGCAGAGACUUUCAAGUGACUUUCAGGAGCAAAUAUACAUGUUUAAUGACGUCGCUGCAGUGUGGCGCUCAUGCUUUAAACUAUCUUAAUGUUACCAGGUAAGGCCCACUGAGUUGUGUAGCGCUUUUUCAGAAACGACCUGGCCACAAAUGAUAGCUCAACGAAGUGGCUUACCACGUGGGAAUUCAUAGCAGCCAAAUUACUCUAAACAAACAUUUCAUAAAUGUUGAGCGAAAUGAAAUGGGAUGACCGGGAGAAAAAAUGCACGCCACCACGGUGAGUCAGACACCGCAAACUCCAAAUACAGCAGCAUGCGUCCGGGUCGGGAUCGAACCCACGCGCUCCUGUAUACCAGGAGAGGUAGUUAACAUCUUGCCACCGCGGCGUCUCGCGAGAGUGCAGUGUCGUCACGAGAUGUCGUCACGAGAUGUCGUCAGCGGCGCGCCCGCAGUGAAUUGGCUUAAGCAGGUGGCAAUAGAAACGUGUAUUCUUGAAUCCAUCUGUGCGGAACUUACGUGGUGGAUUUUCUCCUGGUUUUCCAAUUCCUUCGCACGUGAAGUCAACACAUGACACACACACAUUAAAGAAUUGGUUAAACAUGCUAAGGUAGCAGGACCCCCUUGGACAACAGCCUUGAGACUCGGCGAGACUCGCCUGAAUAAACGAAGGACAUUGUUAUGAAUACGAUUGUCGAUAACAUUAAACAAUAAUCUGCAAACUUUUCCCAAUCCACUGCUGGAUGAAGGCCUCUCCAUGCUGUGUAGCUAAUGUGGGUUGUUUUGACCGUUCUUUACCAUACUGAUGGUCAGCGCAGGUGUGAAGGGGAGAGGCCCAGGACCGUUCGCAACUGACAUUGAUCCGUGGCAAUGCAUUGAACUCAUAGGCCUUAGGUCGCCGGUCGAUUUCAAACUUCAUAGCUAAGUGCGCUAACCGCUGCCGUCCCCCGCCACCUCCAACCUCUCGGCGUGAGCGAAGUUUCAGCGACAGCUAGCGACGCGGCGCCUCUCCGUGCGUCGCGAGCCGCGAGCUUGGAGCUGCCACGCGCGUACGGUGUCUGUCACUCGUGGGUGUCGCGCGGAUGAGUCUUCUCGUGCGCGAUCCCGCAUCACGCACGCGAUCGGACGAUGGGGGCUACGCUACGCCAGCCUGGGGUGUUUUUAUUUUAUUUCUCUCUCUCUCUUUGUAAAGCUUAGUGAACUCCUGUCUCAUUA